GGAGCCGUGGCGGCAGAAGCAGCAGCAGCACUAUCAGUCACAGCAGAGGCAGCAGCGGCAGCAGCAGCAACAAACUCUCUCCCGUCUUUUCCUCUUCUUUCUGGAGUUGUUUCCUGCUCAGAGGACGAAAGCCGAGGAAGUGGGAGGGAAGUGAUCCAGGGCUGAUAGCUGCCAUCAAAAACAAAACCAAAACGCAGACCUGGCUGCCCCCAUGCCUAUCGAAUUUGUUUGCAAAAUCAAAUUUGCAGAGGAGGAUGAGAAGCAGAAAAGCAAGCAGGAUGGGGACAAGGAGAGCCUGAUCGAGGAGAGCUGCACACCUCCGGCUAAGGACUUGGCCGGGUUUGCUAACUCCUGCUCCCUCCAUGGGAUUAACCACAUCUUUGUCUCUGGUCGCCUGGGCAUCCGGCAGACUCUCUGGGCUCUUGCCUUUUUGACAUCACUGGCUCUGUUUCUGUACCAGGCGGCUAAGUGUGCCAUCUCUUACCUGGAGCACCCUCAUGUCACGGCUCUGAACGAGGAGGCAACCCCGGAGAUGGUUUUCCCCGCUGUGACCAUCUGCAACAUAAACCGCUUUCGCUUCUCUGCGCUCACCGAUGCCGAUAUCUACCACCUGGCUAACUUGACGGGUCUGCCCCCCAAAAACAAGGAUGGGCACAAACCUACAGAUUUAAUGUAUCCUGCGCCUGACAUGCAGGACAUCUUCAACAGGACGGGACAUCAGCUGGAAGAGAUGCUCAUGAGCUGCAAUUUCAGUGGACAGAACUGUUCAGCCGAUGACUUCUCUGUGGUUUACACCAGAUAUGGGAAAUGCUACACUUUUAAUGGCAACAAGACCACAUCCAGGAAAACCAAGCAGGGCGGAAUGGGGAAUGGGCUGGAGAUCAUGUUGGAUAUCCAGCAGGAUGAGUAUCUGCCCAUCUGGAGAGAGACAAAUGAGACGUCCCUGGAGGCCGGCAUCCGAGUUCAGAUCCACAGUCAGGACGAGCCUCCCUACAUCCACCAGCUGGGCUUCGGCGUCUCUCCGGGCUUCCAGACCUUUGUUUCAUGUCAGGAGCAGAGGCUGACCUACCUGCCCCAGCCCUGGGGGAACUGCCGCUCCACCAGCAAAGAGAAGUUCCCGGGAUACGACACGUACAGCAUCAGUGCCUGCCGCCUGCUCUGCGAGACCAACGAGGUCCUGCGGGUGUGUAACUGCAGGAUGGUGCACAUGCCCGGAACUGCAGAUAUCUGCCCUCCCAGUAAAAUCAACUGUGUUGACAAAGCGCUCGCGCAGCAGCAGAAGAACACUGGGGAUACCUGUCCAUGCGAGACGCCGUGUAAUCUCACCCGCUACGGUAAAGAGCUCUCCAUGGUCAAAAUCCCAAGCAAGGGCUCCGCUCGCUAUCUCUCCAGGAAAUACGACAAGUCAGAGGACUACAUCAGAGACAACUUCUUGGUCUUGGACAUCUUCUUUGAAGCCCUGAACUAUGAAACAAUCGAGCAGAAGAAAGCCUACGAUGUUGCAGGUUUAUUAGGUGACAUCGGUGGACAGAUGGGCCUAUUCAUCGGAGCCAGCAUCCUGACAAUCCUAGAAAUUCUGGAUUACAUCUAUGAGGUGAUCAAGCGCCGGCUACAGCGCCUGCUGAGGCCGCAGAAAGAGGAGAAGAAGAGCAAGCAGCAGACGAGCACCGUUGCAACAGUGGGUCUGGAGGAGAUGAAGACAAAGGAGCCCAACGACAUGACAAGGAGUCACCCAGAGGGGGCGUACGCCAACACCAUCCUCCCCAACCACCACCUCCCUCAUCCUCACCCUCACCCUCACCCUCACCCUGUCCCUCACCCUCACCACCAUCACGCCGGGCACCACGGCGUGUUUGAGGACUUCGCCUGCUAGAGCCCACCAUCGUUUCCAGUCCUGGUGACACCAAAAGAUAAGAGCUGUCUGUGUUGAGAUCAAUAACAGACCCCUUGGCAUUUUCCGUCGGUCCUUUUGCUGUCACCAGUGAAAAGCUACAGCCAAAGUCGAACACUAAACUCGUGCUGCUAACAGAGCACCUGUACGUACAGUAUGUAGGCACAAAUCGGACACCGCUUUUUCUUUUGGUUUUCCUCUCCGGAUGGGACCCCUCUCAGCUUCGUCCAGCUUCACGUGAGAAGAAGAAGUCAGGCACUUUGUGAUUCCAGGACCAACAUUUGGUACAUGAUCACUGUAAGGGAAGAAGAGGAGGACUGCAUGCCACCUUGAUUCAGUUUAUACUCCAAAAAAGGGGAAAAGCAUAAUUUAUUUAGCUAGCAUCUCUGAUUUUUGGUAUCCGUCCAUUUACCUCCCCUCAAACUAUUCCUCCUGCGUCAUUGAAAAAACACACUGUACCAUAUCAAGCCAUCACACAUUAUAAAUUAUGUAAUUAUUUAAGGAGAUACUAUUAUCUAUAUGUUCUAUAUUGUAUACAAGAUGAGAAUACUUCAGUAAGCAAACCCUACUCGUGCUACAUCCAUCCGAAAUAUGAGGGGAAUUAUUUAGGCUGAACUGUAUGACCUUGGCUUAGAAGACCUAGCAGCAUCUUUCCACAUGAUACACUCUGUCUGGUUUGUGGUUAAAGGUGUUAGAGAGUAGCAUUGUACCUGUACAUAAAGUCCAACUUUAAAAAUGAGAAGGAUCUAAAAGUUCUGUUUCAAUGGUUGUUGUUUAUAUUCCGUUAAUAUAUAACUUAAGUAAUAUUAAUUUUAGUUAUUUAUACAUUUGAGAAAAAAGACUUUUAUAUGACAAUAUCACGAUUGUAGCAUUUACUGUACACUUACAAUCUGCAGACAGGUUAGACUGCCAAACAUCAACACAUCCUUCCAGGUGACAAAAAAACGGACCGACUAUCAUCUCCAUCGUUUCCUUUUUAUACGUUUGCUGCUUUUUUUUUUCCCCCCAAGACGGCACAUAAAUCCUCUGCAUACGGAUGAUGUUUUCAGUUAUGACACGUUGUACUUAAAUUAUUCUUCUUGUUCAUUUCUGCCGACCAUCCACUCUUCACUCUGGGUUAGCAUCCCAACUUUAAGCUGACAUAAGCAAUAAGAAACAGAUUUUUUUAUUUAUUUAUUUUUUAUUUUUUUUUGCAAAGUCAUCUCCUUCUGCAUGUGGGCCAGUAUCACUGUAAAAGUGUAGCAGCUAUUUACAGUGUGUGUGUGUGAGAGAGAGAGAGAGGGAGAGCGUGUGGUUGUGUGUGUGUUGGUUUGUUUGUUUGUUUGUUUGUUUGUUUGUUUGCAUGUGCACUUUAACAUUUUGCACACAUCACUGAGCACAUUGGACUGAUGCGACUCGGGGGAGCUGAUCCAUGAAAAAAAAAAUGUCAGAGUAGUUAGCAAGAAAGAGGAGUUUUGUUGCCGUAGAAGGAUUAGAGCAGCUUUUACAAUCGGAACCAAAACUGUACACAGGAGUUACACUUAGCUCUGGAGGCUGAAAUUUUCUGUAACUGAGCAGACGCAACAGUUUUAAAGAGCACAAGCUAUGAGAAGGUGGAAAUGUUCAGUAAAAAUUGAAAGUUAAUUCAUAAUCAUGUUUGUCAUUGUUGCCCUUAUGCACUGCAGGAACUUAACAACCCGUAACCUACAAAAUGAGACAUUCUCAUCAACAACACUAUGUCAUAUCACGAUAAUCUUUAUGGUAGGACAGUUAAGUAAGUAGCAAGUAAUGAAUAAAGCAGCUACAGAUUUUCUUUCUCUUUUAUGGGUGCUGCAGGCUGCUGCUCGAGCCAGCCGGUGUGCCCAAAACGUCAAGUCCCUCGAAGCGCUUCAUAGUUUUACAGUUGUUUCGUAUUUUCCAGUUCUUUACCUGCAUCAUUUGUCCAUGUGUUUACAGAUGUUGAGAAAUCAUUUGCUUGCAAUGGUUCUUUACCCAGACGUCUUUAAGCUGUGUUCUUUUUUAAUAUAUCUAUCAGUUGUAGGAGUAGUUGCUGUUCUUGUGCUUGUUUUGGUCACCUUCGUUGUAAUGUGACGACCCUGCGACCCUGUAAGUACUUGAAAUGCGUAUUUAGUGUCUACUUUUGCUUGGGGAUGAAACAAAAGUAGAACCUUUGACUAUGGUGGCACCCUUGGGUUACAUUACAUUAAGAUCCUGCUGUGUUAAACGGCUUUAGGUUGUUGUAUAGGUUUAUGUUUUAACUACAGGCUAGUGCUGAACUUUUAAGACUAGCUGGACGAGCUAAUCUAGGCAAUCUGGCACAACGGGAGGUGUGGAUCCAAGUCACUAUUUGAUGACUUCAGACUCGACAAAAUCAAUGAAAAACUGGUCUCCAAUUUGACUUUAACUAAUGACUUGUGACUUCAUUUGAAAAUCCCCCAAGCCAAAUUAUUAAAAGGUAGGCUAUAUUAUUUAUAAAGCGCACCAUGAAUCACUUCAUUUCCUGAAUCGACUGGGGUUGAUGAUAUUCAUUUCCAAAAAAGGCUCUGGUUAGAAAAUCACAGAUUGAGAUUCACCAAGCUUCCAACUUCUUUCAAGUUGCAAAUAGAGCUCUAAGUCAAGGCUGAUGUUAACAUGGUUCAGUUUUAGUUAAUGUUAGCAUAACAGUAUAAAGUAUCGCAGCAAUCCAUUGUCUACCAAAGAGCCCCUGUAGUUUGUCAGCACCACGGGCUCAGUUUCAGCAGGCAGUCGUACAGCGACGACCUGUUUAAACUGGCGAGUGUUAAAUUAACCAAAAGUAAUUUCCUGGAGAAAGAUAGGUGACUGUUGAGUGUCAUCCUCAGGUGGUAAGGCUUUGGCCGGCCAUCUGACCCGAGCUGCAAGCCCAAAGCUUCAGUAUUUGACAAACUGCGGAUGAUACUCUACAAUCAGCUGUCUCUCUCCAGGAGGUUACAUUUUGUUGCUCUGAAAGGUUUCCUCCCCGUCCUCGUGCUUUGAUGGCAAAGCUUUGCCAACGCUACAGCAGUGAACUUGCAAUGUAAUGUUACGUUAAUGUCACUCCAUUCAUUUAAAACCACACACGAUUAGUGUAAAUUUGGUGAAGAGCACAUCAUCACUUGUUUAGGACUCUAAGCGCAGAGUUUAGGACUUGAGACUUGCAAAACUCUGAACUUGGUCCUCCCUGCUGCUCCUCCCUUCUAAUCCCUUUGUCUUACUGGGCUUCAAUUUAAUGUCAGUGACAUCACCGUUUGCAAAUGUUUGCUCAGCUCCGUAUUCAUCACCACUGAACCAUGUCGGGACGCAGUCAUGAAUGUGCUUUCAGAAAUGAUGUAAUGCCUGAGAUGUGGUCUUUCUUUUAAUUAACUCUGACCUGAAAAAUGUGAGACAUGUUGCUUUAUUGCUGUCUAUUAUUUAUCCAUUUAUAUAUUUGACAAAGCUGGCGUCCAACAAAGGACACAACCAUUUGCAACACAUGACUGCGUGCGCUACAUCACUAGACGAAUAUUUUGAUUUCGCUGGGGAUGUUGAUCAAGUUUUUCCCCCUCAUAGUGAGCUAGCAGCUCAUUCACUCUCCAAACUUUAGAGAUACUGACUUUGUUUGGCUAACUUUUACAGUUUAACCUGCACAGUAUAUCAGUGACAGGCCUUUGACAAUCCACUCUGUAACUCGCAACAUUUGUCGAGGAAAAAAUUGUAUUAAAUACUUCACACUGCAGGAUAUCAUGUUUAGGGAACGACAGCAUAAUUGUUCCGUUAACUUGAUCGGUGCGUUCUGCUGCCGCAACAUUGCUGUACAUCACUUUUAGCUCACAAUGAGAUUCCACAGUCCUUCAUCCGUCAAAUCCCCUCCCCCUGUCAAGUAAUCAUGGGCUAUACAUGGCUGUUUAAUAUUCAUAAUCAUGUGUCACUUUGACAUUUUCAAAAGGUUCCCAAUCACAGUCUCUGAUGGCAUCCUGUACAGGCUAUGCAUAACAAUCUUCUCCUCUGUCAUCAAUAAUUGUAGCUAUCCUCAGACAAGUCACACAGGCGCCGAUGUGUCGAGAUGAAUACGAGGCUGCAUUAUCACUGUCGAGUUCUGUUUGAAUGGUAGGGCCUGGAGUCGAUGUGGAAAGGAGUUGUUUUUUUUUUGUUUUGUUUUGUUUUUUGUUUUUAUCCUCCAGAUGUUGUGUUUUUCAGCUACAACCUGAUUAAAUCUGUCUGUUAAAACACAGAUAUGAGUCGAUUACAUAGAGUUGAUUUUACAGUCUGCGUGAGGUGCCGCGGGGGCCGAGAGGUGGGCGGCAGGUCUGCACUGUAGCAGAUGGGACAACCUCCCCGCUUGACAGCAUGUAGCUCACAUUCCUCGGAUUCCUCAAGCCUCUACUUCUUGCACAGCUCUUUGGGGCCUACCUUUUUAUAGCUCCGUGACGUUCAGCCUUGUAUGUGAUUAUGACAUUAUCCAUAAAGAUCGAUUCAAUCCGUCCGGGCCACUGAUGUUAAGUUUUGAAUGUGUGCUGUUAUGUCCUUUUUUUCCAGCUGUUUAUUUUUAGCUGAAAGGUCACUGAGGGGGAUAUUUUAAAGGGGGGGAAAAAAAAAAGCAGCUGUCAGGAAUUCAUAAGUACAGAUAUCAUCAGUCAUCUGACAGAGAUGGAAAUGGACCGUCACCGCAGCAACAAGAGACGCUUACAUUUUGUACAGAAAGUGUGAUCUUGUGAUUAUUUCCUCUGUUAAAACACAUUUUAUAAAUGUUAAAUAUGGUAAAUACGAUAACUAUUAAAGUUUAGAUUGGUAAAACCAGUGCCUCCUAAGUCCAGAGCCCAGUUCACUUUGUCACUCCAUGUUGUCCAUUUGCUUUUCUUUACAUUCAAAAUGUAGUUGAAUCUUUCCCAUCCAUUUUAAAAGCCUCUUCACCACUGACCUGUUAUUUAAAAACAAAAUAUAUAUGGUAACACUUCAUUUUACAAGUCUGCAUAUUUGUUGGUAUGAGCUUGUUUGUUUUAC
Molecule: messenger RNA, 6847 nt
Organism: Acanthopagrus latus (yellowfin seabream)
Lineage: Eukaryota; Metazoa; Chordata; Actinopteri; Spariformes; Sparidae
Gene: asic4a
Product: acid-sensing (proton-gated) ion channel family member 4a
Exons: 10
Coding region: 212-1873 (553 amino acids)
Biological process (GO): sodium ion transmembrane transport
Cellular component (GO): membrane
Molecular function (GO): ligand-gated sodium channel activity
Source: RefSeq, a predicted model, not a curated record